Coregonus clupeaformis (lake whitefish) is the source of this 7136-nucleotide messenger RNA. RefSeq lists its product as uncharacterized. Bases 130 to 4692 code for a protein of 1520 amino acids. The record is from RefSeq and is a predicted model, not a curated record. Lineage: Eukaryota; Metazoa; Chordata; Actinopteri; Salmoniformes; Salmonidae. Gene Ontology annotation, molecular function: protein tyrosine/serine/threonine phosphatase activity; actin binding. The transcript is spliced from 15 exons. Gene Ontology annotation, cellular component: cytoplasm. Gene Ontology annotation, biological process: actin cytoskeleton organization; negative regulation of actin filament polymerization; protein dephosphorylation.
AAACAGCCGGGGAGUAGCUAGCUGCCUACGAACGAGCGAAUAACCCGGGUACAGCUGACUUCUCCCGAAACAAUUAUGACCGUCUCGCCGUUGUCGCUUUCUCUCAGGUAUCUGUUUCCCGGUCGCUGAAUGGCGCUGGUAACCGUGCGGCGCUCACCGACCCCCAGCACCAGCUCCAGCCCCUGUGUUUCGGAGUCCGGCAGUGGGGAGGAGGACCUGCGCUCUCAGCCUAGAAGUAUCAGUGAGAGCUUCCUGACAGUGAAAGGCGCCGCCCUCUUCCUGCCACGUGGAAAUGGCUCCUCCCCUAGCUCUACCUCCCGCUUCUCUCAGCUCCGCAGCAAACAUGCAGGUGAUCUCCAGCAGCACCUGCAGACCAUGUUCACUCUCCUCCGACCAGAGGACAACAUCAAACUGGCAGUACGGUUGGAGAGUACCUUAUACCAGGGGACUCGCUACAUGGUAGUGGUCUCCACUAACGGCCGCCAGGACACAGAGGAGAGCCUGGUACUGGGCAUGGACUUCAGCCCUACAGACAGCUCGUGCUUGGUGGGGCUGGUUCUCCCCCUAUGGAGCGACACACUGAUACACCUGGAUGGAGACGGGGGUUUCAGUGUGUCCACUGAUAACAGGGUCCAUGUAUUCAAGCCUGUGUCAGUGCAGGCCAUGUGGUCCGCUCUGCAGUCGCUCCACAAGGCGUGUGAGGUGGCUCGUUGCCAUAACUACUACCCCGGCAGCCUUUUCCUGACCUGGGUCAGCUACUACCAGAGCCGGGUCUCCUCUGACCAAUCACGCAUCAACGAGUGGAACGCCAUGCAGGACGUCCAAUCACAUCGUGCCGACUCUCCCGUGCUCUUCUCUGACGUGCCGACAGAGAGAGAGAAAACGGAGCGGCUGAUCAAGACUCGUCUGAGAGAGAUCAUGGUACAGAAAGACUUGGAGAAUGUCACCUGCAAAGAGAUCCGCACAGAGCUGGAGGUGCACAUGGUGUGUAACCUCCGUGAGUUUAAGGAGUACAUAGACAACGAGAUGAUCCUGAUCCUGGGCCAGAUGGACAGUCCCACUGAGAUAUUCGACCACGUUUACCUGGGCUCUGAGUGGAACGCAUCCAAUCUGGAGGAGCUGCAGAACAGUGGUGUGCAGUAUAUUCUGAACGUGACGAAGGAGAUUGACAACUUCUUCCCAGGUGUGUUUGAGUACCAUAACAUCCGUGUGUAUGAUGAGGAGGCUACAGACCUGCUGGCAUACUGGAACGACACCUACAAGUUCAUCUCCAGAGCCAAGAGAGUGGGAGCUAAGUGUCUGGUGCACUGUAAGAUGGGUGUGAGUCGCUCUGCCUCCACGGUGAUAGCCUACGCUAUGAAGGAGUACGGCUGGGACCUGGAGAGGGCAUUUGACCAUGUUAAGGAGCGACGUGCCGUCACCAAACCUAACCCGUCCUUCAUGAGACAGCUAGAGGAGUACCAGGGCAUACUGCUGGCCAGUAAGCAGAGACACAACAAGUUGUGGCGUUCCCACUCGGAUAGCGAUCUAUCAGAGCACCACGAGCCACUGUGUAAGACCGCCCACCACCCCCACACCCUGGGCCGCUCAGACCCCCGUAACCAGGGCAACAGUCCCACCGCACCCUCCCUGCAGGAGCUGCUGCACCCCUCGCUGGGAACCCCCUCCAACACGGGGCAGGUGGUGCAGUCCGUCUCUGAGUGUGGGACGCCCUCUAGUGCAGGGAAGGUGGUACGGUCCAGUAGCCAGCCCAAUACCACUGUUACUAGGACUGAAGCUCAGUUGACCUCCACAACUGGGGUCCAGUCAGUAGGCAGUGGGGUCCAGUCCUCCCAUACUGUUGACCAGUCAGCUCCCAGUGGGGUCCAGUCCUCCCAUACUGUUGACCAGUCAGCUCCCAGUGGGGUCCAGUCCUCCCAUACUGUUGACCAGUCAGCUCCCAGUGGGGUCCAGUCCUCCCAUACUGUUGACCAGUCAGCUCCCAGUGGGGUCCAGUCCUCCCAUACUGUUGACCAGUCAGCUCCCAGUGGGGUCCAGUCCUCCCAUACUGUUGACCAGUCAGCUCCCAGUGGGGUCCAGUCCUCCCAUACUGUUGACCAGUCAGCUCCCAGUGGGGUCCAGUCCUCCCAUACUGUUGACCAGUCAGCUCCCAGUGGGGUCCAGUCCUCCCAUACUGUUGACCAGUCAGCUCCCAGUGGGGUCCAGUCCUCCCAUACUGUUGACCAGUCAGCUCCCAGUGGUGACCAGUCCUCCCAUACUGUUGACCAGUCAGCUCCCAGUGGUGACCAGUCCUCCCAUACUGUUGACCAGUCAGCUCCCAGUGGGGUCCAGUCCUCCCAUACUGUUGACCAGUCAGCUCCCAGUGGGGUCCAGUCCUCCCAUACUGUUGACCAGUCAGCUCCCAGUGGGGUCCAGUCCUCCCAUACUGUUGACCAGUCAGCUCCCAGUGGGGUCCAGUCCUCCCAUACUGUUGACCAGUCAGCUCCCAGUGGGGUCCAGUCCUCCCAUACUGUUGACCAGUCAGCUCCCAGUGGGGUCCAGUCCUCCCAUACUGUUGACCAGUCAGCUCCCAGUGGGGUCCAGUCCUCCCAUACUGUUGACCAGUCAGCUCCCAGUGGGGUCCAGUCCUCCCAUACUGUUGACCAGUCAGCUCCCAGUGGGGUCCAGUCCUCUCAUACUGUUGACCAGUCAGCUCCCAGUGGGGUCCAGUCCUCCCAUACUGUUGACCAGUCAGCUCCCAGUGGGGUCCAGUCCUCCCAUACUAUUGACCAGUCAGCUCCCAGUGGGGUCCAGUCCUCCCAUACUGUUGACCAGUCAGCUCCCAGUGGGGUCCAGUCCUUGGAUUCCCCAGACAGUGCUCCCCUGGCUGGGUCUGCGUGUCCCCCGUCCCCCCCUCUGUCCAACGGCCUGUGUGACUCAGAGGAGGAUCCCUCGACCCAGUCUCUCCCCCGGCCGCGGGCGGCCACCGUGGUGCCUGAUGUUUCCACUGUAACCGUGGUGGAGACCGUGCCGGUCGGGCGUCCUCACCUGCCCCCCUCCCUUCACCACCUCCCCCUCUCCCCUGCACCUUUUCCAACCCCCUCCGGCGCAGACGAGACUCUGAAAGCCAAGGAGCCAUCCUCUAACUUGCCUGGGCAAAAGUCCCGCCAGUCGCAGGUGCCCGAGUUGUUGUUGUUGUUGUUGUUGAGGACCCCGGUAACAAGCAGACAAACAGCAGGAUCCCAAGAGCUGUCCGCACCAGUGCCUUAUGAGAAACUACACAGUGACCAGCGGUUACCUGGGGUGUUUUUGGACAGUUCAGGACCCCAACAACCCUCCAGUAGUGAGGUGCUCAUCAUCAGCCAGCCCAGUGCCCCCCUUCAGGACCCUGUCUCAGAGGGGUCCUCGGCUCUCAGCACAGACCGCAUCAACUUCUUCAGCGCCAGAGAGAAGUUCCAGGACAUGACUCGGGACGGGAGGACCCGCUGCUUUUCUGAUCAGGCACUGCAGCAGACACCUCAGCCCAUACCCAGGGGUCCAGGACAGGAGCAGCAGCAGGAGGACCCCUCUGCUGAGGCGACUGAGGAGGUCAAGGAGAGGAAGAGGGAGAACGUCGUCUCUGUUCACCUCAUAGUCACAGAACUGGAGUCCUUGAUGCACACUGUGGCCCCUUCCCCUGGUCCUUCCAGCCAACCAGAGUCUACAGCCUCCCAGGACCAGGAAAUGUGUCAGUCACACCAGGAAGUAGAGGAGAAAGUUGCAAAGUCACAGCAGGAAGUGAAGGCUGUCAAAGAGGAAGUGAAGGACAAAGCAAAGGAGAUGGAAACUGCCUCCCACUCUCCUCCCACCCCUCUCUCUGGUGAUUGGGCAAUGGGCUCUGUGCGCCGCGUCACCCGACAGCUGGAGCAGCGAAUGAGGCAGGAGCACGGCUCCCCCUCCCCAACUCCCCCGUCCCUCCCACUCGACCCCUCCCACCACCCUGCCUCCAUCACCCCUCGCCACACUGCCUUCUGCUAUGCCCCCCUGUCCUCCGUGGACUUCCUUUGUCUGGAGGGGGUGACUGAGUUGGAGUCGGGCACGAACUGGGGUAGCCCCCCGGGACGAGGACGCGGUGACAUCAUGAGGGAGACACGGGAGAUGGGGGCGUUCCGUCGCCAGGAGAGCGGGGAUGGGGCCAAGGAGCCCAGGUGUAUGGGCCAGGUGUGGGGGGAAGGUGUGGAGGCGAGGCAGAAGGGGAGCAGGGGGGGCGACCGGCAGAGAGCCAGGGAGAUAGAGGCCCGGAUUCGCCGGGCUGGACUGACCCCGCCCUCCCUGAUGAAGCGCUCUGCCUCAUUGGCUAAGCUGGGCUGCCUAGAGCUGUCGGCCAAUGACCUGAGCGGCUGGGAGCUUAGCCCCACCGUGGAACCCUUCCCUCCUUUGGUGGCAGCUGACGAGUCCUCCAAGAAACUGAGGGUGCUAUCCCACAAUGCCCCCUGUCUGACUUCUUCUGUCUCAACCAGCAGGCCAGAGUCCCUCAGGACCGGAGGGGAGGGGCCUUGUAAGGGUGGACACACCCCCUCAGAACACUUGCAUUCUCCUCCGCCUGACUCUGGUCACGCCCCCUCGCCGAUGCCUGACCUGAUCGUCGUGGCAACACGACAGCAGUACGGAAGGACACACCCCCUACAUAGGCUGAAGAAACAGACUGUCAGCACCCUCUACCACACUAUGUGACCCUCACACUGUUCUCUGUGUGUGUGUGUGUGUGUGUGUGUGUGUGUGUGAGAGCGCGAGACACAAAGUGAUGAAUGUGUGUAUGCAAUAACUGUUUAAUUUCUACUUUAUUUCUAUCUGGAACUAUGUGAAAACGGGUCAAACCCCAGCCACUUUCCUGAGCCUCUACCCCCCCGUCGCUUGCAGAUUUGCAAAACUCUGAUAGGAUGUACAAUAUGGCUGCCUUCCCAUAGAACAUAGGAAGAAUAGAUGGAUCCAUCACCAUUGUGCUUAAUGCUAACACAAAGCUUCUCUCUUCAGGGCCCGUAUCCACAAAGCGUCUCAGAGUAGAAGUGCUGAUCUAGGAUCCGUUUUUGCCUUUUUAGAUCAUAAUGAAUAAUAUUAUAUGGACAGAUCCUAGAUCAGGACUCCUGCUCUGAGAUGCUCUGUGGUUGCGGGCCCAGAUGUGCUGACUGUAAAGGGGUAGAGGGGCUAGAGGUUGUUUUCCGAGAUGAGUUUGACUGUUCAAUACCUCGUGGGCCUGAAACCUGAGCAGCACAACCAGCACAAUCAUCAAGUCAAUCACUUAAUAUCAUUCAAUCAGUUCAAACAAGCACAGUCUUCUCUCUGUCUUGCCUACAUUAACUUGAAGACUACUUGAAGUGUGUGUGUGUGUGAGAGAGAGGGGGAGCGAGAGAGAGAGGGGGAGACUAAGUAUGUUAUAGGCAGCAUGUGCCGUUAUACUGGCACCCCGGAGAUAGUACUUGGUUGCACAGCCUUUGGCCAAGAUAACUGCCAACAAAUGCUUCUUGGAGCCAACAAUGAGCUGGCUGCACCUUUCUACUGGCACUUUUCAGCAGCAAACUGCUCUAAUUCUUCAAUUUGUGGCCAACUGAAGUUUACAAAAAUAAAAUUGCUUCUGAAAUGUUGAAAAUUGCUUCUGCAAUGUUGAAAAUCCAAUAAGGUGUGGGGACCAAAAGUUUUUUUCUAACUUAUUUGAGAAGAAAUAGGGAAUUUAAGAAAAGUGCAAGGAGGGGGUCAAUAUAUUUGGCCUCCACUGUAUGUAGAGACUUGUAGGAUGAGUAAUGUGUUUUAUUGUUGCAUAUGUCUGUAUUGUGCAUUUGAGUGUGUUUCAUCAUUUUAGAACGUGUUUUAUAUCAGUUGGAGUCUGGACUGUGUGUGUGAGCCAAUAUUUCCAUAUCGAUAUGUUUUCUAUCUGUUAAGAGUCUGGACUUUGUGUGGUGGGGCGGACAGAAUAUCUCCACAUGGAUGUGUACAUUUCUAACAGAUGUUUAUCACUUUUGUGCAUAUAAUAGGACGUUUCUGAAAUAUGCACUUUACUCCUUUGUUUUAUUUAAUUUUUUUAAUUUAUGGUUUCUACUCGUCGAGCUUAAAUGGGAGUAAAAAAAAUGGUGUGUGUGUGUAUUAUACAAUGCAAAAACGGUAAUGUAUUUUUCUAGGACUGGGACUGUGUUUUUGUCUUUUUAUACUGUAUAUGAAAUGUAAGUCCCGUUUUAUACCUGGUUCUAACAUGUCUCCUGAUCUUGUCCACAUUAUGAUUGGGUCCACAUAUUUAGACAGAUGUAGACAAUUAAAAGGCGCAUUGUGAUCCGAUCUGCCUGCCCACCUCCGCAGGUAGUCAGACACUCACGUGUCUGGGUAUCUUACAGGUGUAGCCGGAUCUGGACGGUGAAACCAAUUUUAAAUCAUCAUAAUUCCGCCCUCUAAAAUCAUUGACAGGUGACACCAUUGAUUUGACAUCAAUUUGCAUACAGGGAAGGGACCGGGAUAUAUUCACACACACACACACACUGGACGGAUAAGAGACAUUUUACUACCAUGUGUAGAUGCAAUGACUACAAUGUGUAGCACAAUCCGAAUGUGAAUAAGAUCCGGGACCUUGGAUCCUCUCCUCCAAUGAGCUUUGAGAAGAAUUGAGGAAACUUGGGACCUUGGAUCCUCUCCUCCAAUGAGCUUUGAGAAGAAUUGAGGAAACUUGACAACUACUGUAGUAAUAUGUUUUCCACUGUUUAGAUCAAUACCACCAUCGAGACCAUUGUUCCAGCAUAACACUGAACCAACAAGCUUGAACUCCAGUCUUCUUUCAACCCCAUAUAUAUAUAUAUAUAUAUUGUGUGAAAAGAAAUUGUCACAUCUGACCCAAAGUGUAAGGGCUCGAUUCAAUCCGCAUCGGCGAAGUCCAGCACUAUAGCGCACUUGAAAUUUAAAGCUGCAGUAUGUAACUUUUUGGGGCGACCUGACCAAUUGCACAUAGAAAUGUGAGUUAUAGAUCUGUCACUCAUUGAAAGCAAUGAGAAGCGGUAGAUCUGUUCUAUGUGAGCUAUUUCUAUGCUUCCUGUGCUUAAAUUUCAUUUUUGCUUAUUUUCCUUCCGGUUUUGUACACCAGCUUCAAACAGCUGAAAAUAUAUUUCACAGUGGUUUAGAUGGUACAAUGAUUCUCUACA